AGCUGAAGAGCUUUGAUCAAAGACGGAAAGAAGAGGAGGAAAGUGUUCCCUUCAAGGUGCUCGUGUGCUGGGUGAUACCAGCCUUGGCAAAUCAACCUCAGAACCCUGAGCUCUGGUUGCUUCUCAGGAAGACGACCAAGAUCGGGAUGCUGUACAUGGAAAGAAGAUUAUUAAUCGGACGUUUCUUUCUCUUUCCCAAAUUACUGCUUUGUCAGAACAAAAUGUGGAAGGAGUUCAAAAAAAGCUGGAAGAAUUUCUGAAUUUUAAACAAUUAAAGACAUCUUUGAAAGAAGCUAUUUUGCUAGAUUAUUAUACUGCGGGAUUUUGGUGGGCUAAAGAAAUGAACUUCAGUCUUAUACAGCUUUCAGAAUUCAUGGAUCUAUUAAAUUUUCUGUUGGAGAACCUCAGUGAUAAACAUAUGACCUUAGGAGAUAAUUUAAAAGAACUUGGAAAAGCAAUGGCUGGAAUAGGAGAAGCUGAUUCAGAAAGAAGUGGUGACUUGAGUUUCUUUAGCAUCGAGCAAGCCAAAGCAGUUAUUGAUUACUUGAAUAUCAGCUUAUUUAAACACUAUAAACUGUAUGAAUACCUCUUCCACAGUCCUAGAGAAGAACUUGUGAUAAGUAAUGAGUAUGUGAUUGAACUUGCCCAACCUGAAGUUCCCCCCUUCCCUGCUCUGCUGGAAGAAGGCGUACCUUCGGAUAUCUGUUCGUCAGUCACAAUAUCACCAACAGCUGCAGAGAAAGAAUCUAAGGGUUCUGAUCAAGAGGGUUACCUAGAAGAGCCCUGUCCAGAGGUGGAGGCAGAUGCUGUGGCUGGUGUCACUGCUGAAGAUCAGAAGUCCGCAGUAGGUGAAAUCCCAAAUGAAAUUAUUGGCAGCCUUGAGGCAGAGAUAAAUGCAAAGCUGCAAAUGCAAGAAGAAGCUUAUGCUUUGAGAACAGAGAAAUUAAAAAGUCCUAAAUAG
Molecule: messenger RNA, 961 nt
Organism: Opisthocomus hoazin
Lineage: Eukaryota; Metazoa; Chordata; Aves; Opisthocomiformes; Opisthocomidae
Source: RefSeq, a predicted model, not a curated record